This is a messenger RNA of Funneliformis caledonium, 642 nucleotides long. NCBI's taxonomy places the organism in Eukaryota, Fungi, Glomeromycota, Glomeromycetes, Glomerales, Glomeraceae. The record is from the annotation of a GenBank genome assembly.
AUGUCUUCCUUGAAAAAAUUGGAUUGUAUAGUCACCGUCGAUAUCAGAGUUGAUUUAUCUUAUCUUCCUGGAGUGAUUGAUUGUUUGAAAGAUCUUUCGUUGUUAAAGAUUAAUUCGAACCUUGAUUCUAAACUUUUUUAUAUUUUGUCUCAAAAUUGUCAGAACAUAAAAUCAUUUGCAAUACAAUUUAAAAGUUGCGUUUCGAGAGGAUUGACAGAUUUAAUCUCUUCACAAAACAACUUGAUGCAUUUAUCUUUAAUGAGCCUUAAUUCUAUUAGUGGUUUUUCAUCUCUCAUAACAAAAACAUUCAGACACCUUAAUCAGAUUUCUAGAAAUAAUGGGAAGAAUUUAAGGGAACUUCAUACUGACGAUGAUUCAUUAAAUUUGGCCAGUGCUAAAUUUUGUCCAAACCUUUUCUCAUUACUUACUGCAAAGUUUGUGAAUACCGAAGAACUAAAACUUAAUUUGGAUAAUUGUAGACAAUUAGAAAGUAUUCAAAUGUUUUAUCAUGUUGGAAAAGAAAAUUUGGAGGAUUUUUUUAUGAAUUGGGAAUCUCGUACGCAACGAAAAUCCCUCUCUUUAACGAUCAUGGGACGUCGUGCCAAUAGCUUAGAAAUCAUGAAUGUAGUUGAAAAUAUAUAA